AUGGAUACUCGGUUGCUCGCAGUAUUGAGUAAGGGUCUUAUGCACUCCACAAGACGCUCCACGGAUUAUUACGCGAAGCCGGCCGCAUUCAGCAAAGCUAUCAGGCUCAGUAUAGCGCAAGCUACGCUUGUGAAUGCGAGUCAAACGAGUCACGAGAUUACGAGGAAGCGUUCGCACCCGCCCGGUCGCAGACUGAGAAACGCUGAUCGAGCCGUCCAGCGAUACAGAGGCAGCAACCAGCGCAGCCCAGCGUCAUCCACACUGCCUUCAUCUCCAGGCCGCCGGCCUCCAAGAAGUAACACGCCUCCGUCAGUUCAGACGAACCUCUCCAUCCGCAUCCCACAUGCGGGCACACUUGGAACUCCUAGCAGCGCCUCUACUUCGAUCCCUCCGGAUGUACACACCCCCUCGGCGCAAAAGGCCCGGCCCUACCAAUAUACUGUUUUCCCCGCACCCCCCUUACACGGCCCUACCAUACGGCCCAUACCCUCUUCUCCUCCCUUCUCCUGA
This is a messenger RNA of Westerdykella ornata, 510 nucleotides long. RefSeq lists its product as uncharacterized. Lineage: Eukaryota; Fungi; Ascomycota; Dothideomycetes; Pleosporales; Sporormiaceae. The transcript has 2 exons. Bases 1 to 510 code for a protein of 169 amino acids. The record is from RefSeq and is a predicted model, not a curated record.